This is a messenger RNA of Schistosoma turkestanicum, 732 nucleotides long. Lineage: Eukaryota; Metazoa; Platyhelminthes; Trematoda; Strigeidida; Schistosomatidae. The record is from the annotation of a GenBank genome assembly.
AUGGAAUAUCUUGAACAAUUUUCAAUCAUUGAUAAAAAUCGUGAUGGAAUCAUUUCAAGACGGGAUUUAUUUAAAUAUGCAUUAAGUAUUGGUGAAGAUUUGUCCAUGGUUGAUAGAUGGUUAAGACUUUUCGAUACAAACGAUAAAGGCAUAAUUACAAUUGAAGAUGUUAGUCGUACUCUGGGUGUACCACCGCCAAAAUUUUAUGAUGAAAGACAUAAUCGACGAUUAAGCGGGAAAUUAGACUCAACUAAUGAUGCAUUCCGUCAAGCAGCAGCAAAAUUUCGUUCUACUGAAGAUAUAACACAUCAUUCACAAUCAUCAUCGUCAUCAUUUACAUCAACUGGUAAAUUUACAAUGAUGAAUAAACGUAGUUAUUCCACUGAUAAUGUUCCAUCAGAUUAUCACAAUAAUAAUUCAUGGAAUCUUCUGACGAAGAAUAAUGAUAAUCAAAUUGAUAUUGAUGAAUCAUCAUUAUUGAUUGAACAUUCAUAUGAAAUAAUUCAACAAAAAUUAAUAGAAUUAAUUGAAAUCGCAAUUAAAAAACAAAUUGAUUUUCAAACGAUACCACAAUUUAUAGCAAUUGCAUUAGAAAAAGAAUAUGGUCGUAAUUGGCAUGUUAUUGUUGGUCCAUAUAGAGUUGGUUGUGCUGUUGCACAUUUAAAUGGACGAUUUGCUAAUGCACAAUGUGAUACAUGUCAUGUUGUUGCAUUUCAAACAAUGGAUUUGUAA